GUCUUCGCGCUCCUCCGCCGGGCAGUCCGGGUCAGGAAAGCGAGCUCACCCCUCGCUCUCCCCUCCUCUCUCUCUUUCUCUCUCUGCAUCGCUCUCCCGCUCUCUCUCUAAACUUUGGAGACUUUUGCGCGUCCUGGGCGCAUUCUGGAUUUUCUGAUUUGGAGUCUGAAAACUUUCAGCGCGAGAAAAAACUGGAAAGCAGAGAAAGAAAAAGGGAAAGAGGAAAAAGGGAGAAAAGAAAGAGGAGGAAAGAAGACCUUCCCUCGGACUCCGGACAGGGAGAAUGAUCCUGCGGGGGGACCAGCUGCCGCUCCAGUGAAACAUGGAGACCUUUAGAGGUGAAGGCGGAGGAGGAAGAGGUGGAAGGUGGAGACUUCGUCAUGUUGUCCUGGUGGUUUUGCUGUGGAUGACCCUGCACAGACACGUACUGGGCUGCGCCUCCACAAACUGUAACCUGGUGCUAACGGAGUCCCAGGGAGAAAUCACAUCACCGUGCUACCCCCAGAGAUACCCCAAUUCAUACAACUGUAGGUGGAUCAUGAAGGCCCCCGCCGGCUUCAUUAUCCAGCUGUCCUUCCUGGACUUUGAACUGGAGGAGGCGCCGGGAUGCAUCUACGACUGGGUGAAAGUGAAUACAGGCAGCGCUGAAGUUGUGUUCUGUGGUCUGACGGCCAACGGGCUGACGCAAAACUCAACGGGGAACGAGAUGGUGCUGUCUUUUACCUCCGACUUCAGUGUGCAGAAGAAAGGCUUCAGAGUUAGCUUCCAACAUGUUGCUGUGGCCCUGAGGAACCAGAAGAUCAAGAUGUCCAGCGGCGUUGGGCAGAUCACCAAGGUCGCCAAUUCUGUUUCCAUCCCUGCGCUGAGUCAGCUGACCAUAUGCUUCGAGGUGGAGCGCAUCAGCCUGAAACAGAAAGAAUGGAUCUUCACUUACUCCAACAACAGCAGCGCCAUGUUGCUGAGUCUUGGUUCCGAUGGCACGGGGAUGAAGAUGGUCGUCGAUGGAGUGGUCUGUCCAAUAGACAACAUCAUCUUACCCUCUGACUUCACUUACUCCAUGAAGUCCUUCUGUGUCCUCUGGACAUCAUCAAAUGGGCGUGUGGCAGUUUACUUCAAUGGUAACUACUGGGCCAAGGCCUGCUCCAGCUCCACCGGACACUCCGUGCAGGCUGGGGGAGAAUUCCGGAUAGGAAAUCAGCAGCAGAGCUUCGAUGGGAACAUCUACAACCUGCGGCUGUGGGAUUACGCCAUGUCCAUUCAGCAGCUCGGCGCGUUAAAGUGUGAAAGCGUGGGGAAUGUCAUCGACUGGGACAACAGCUACUGGGCCAUCCCAGCCUCUCUGGCCCAGACCGACACCUCGCUCAGCUGCAUUUGCUACCCUCAUUGUAUUUACUUAACAACUACUGCGCCAGCUAGUGGCGUCUUCCCAGUGAGCAACGCACCCCUCAAUACUAACUGUGACUCACCUGCGCUGGGCUGCCCAGCUGUUUCUUCUCCUGCCACCUCAUCCACUGACUCCACUAACACCAUCCACACUACUAAUGCCAACACCCACGUCCUCUCUACCAUCACUCCAUCUCCCAGCAUCCCCUCCACUCGCAUGCCUCUAACCUCUAUCAUCAGUACCACCACCACCGCCGCAACCAGCCCCUCCUCUUCUGUUUUGCCUAAUACUACCAUCACCACCACCACCAGAGCUCCUACCUCUGCCUCUACCGAUACUAAUGUUUCUGCAUCCAGCAGGACAGCACAUGCCCAACAGCCAACCAGCAGCACGGCAGCUGUUUCAUCUUUCACCACUAACCAUCCAGAUACUAACCCCACCCUGCAUGAAACAUCUGGCCAGCUGCAGUUCAUGACUACUAACCAACCAGAGACUAACAUAGCUGUUCCUGCUGUUUCUUCCUGGGAGGAGCAGUUUUACCAAUUCAAGUUUGUGGUGGAUGACAGCAGAUCCCAGACGACACGGGAGACGCUUAAAUCAGCCGUGGCUCUUUGGCUCAAUCAGACCUUUGAGAACUGGAUCCACAAAGUCUACGUGGGCAACAUCAGUGUUCAGCUGCGUCCAGAGACUGCAGGAAACCUGAGCAGCUAUGAGUGCCGCGGUCUGCUGGUUAAUACCGACAUCACCAACGAGAGCCUGAGCCUCAUCGAUGAUGCGUCUGCCCGGCUCAGACAGGGGAGCAUGGCAGAGGGCAUGGAGAUCCAGAGCGCCUCUGUGGAAGUCAAACUGAUUGAAAAUUGUCCGCGCGACUCGCAUUGGCCUGAAACCAGACCAACCGUUACUCGGUACCAGCCCUGCUUCCUCAACAAGAAAUGGAGGACCUGUUUAAUCAGUUCACUGAACUACUCAUCGUACUGGUCAGAUCCAAACAGCAGCAACUGCACUGAUAUCGACUCCAUCCAAGUGUCAGCAGAAAAUGCAUCUGAUGUAGCGGAGCAGCUCAAAGCGUUCACCAACAACAAGCUGAAUGAGACAGAGGUGUCUAAAGUGGUGUCAAAGGUGGAACAACUAGUGAACGUAGCCAAGAUCAACAUCACGUUAGCCUCCAGCAUCGUCACCAUCAUCUCUAACGUCAUGAUUGGCUCAGCUACAGUCCCGUCGGCCUCAGACAAAGCUCUGAAGACCAUGGAUGAGCUGGUGCAGAAGAUCCAGUUUGAUGGUCCGUCCAUCCAGAUCAAUUCCAAGAAUCUGGCUGUGGGAAUUCUGGCCCUCAACACGACGACGUUCAACAAAACGACCCUCGGCGCCUUCAUGUCUCCAAACAAGUCUGACCCACAGAUCGAUUUUAAUUCUAAGUCUGAGCAGCUGAAUCCUUUAGCUCAGGUCACACUUCCCGCCUCUCUGCUGUCCAACGUCUCUCAUGCCGAACCCGACACACUGUCCAGGAUCAGCUUCAUGUUCUUCAGCAGCCCCAGUUUUUUCCAGAAAAAGGAGGAAAAUGAAUUGAUCAGCUACGUAGUGGCGACCAGCGUGGGGAACUUCUCCAUCCACAACCUGAUGGACCCAGUGAGGAUCGAGAUCACUCACCGCUCUGAGCAGGCUUCUGAGAAUCUGGUGUGCGUUUUCUGGGACUUCAAGAAGAACGAUGGAACUGGGGGUUGGAACAAAGAAGGCUGCACAAAAAACUCCACCUAUUCUACUGCCAACAAAACCGUGUGCGAGUGUGACCACCUCACACACUUCGGUGUCCUCCUGGACAUCUCUCGGACUUCGGCCUCCAUCGAUGAGAAGAACAACAAAAUUCUGACCUACAUCAGCAACAUCGGCUGCGGCAUCUCUGCCAUCUUCUCUGCUGCCACGCUGCUCACGUACAUCGCCUUCGAGAAGCUGCGGCGUGACUACCCGUCGAAGAUCCUGAUGAACCUCAGCACAUCCCUGCUGUUUCUCAACAUGGUGUUCCUGCUGGACAGCUGGUUGAGCACCAUGGAAAACGAUGGGCUGUGCUUGGCUGUGGCCAUUUUCCUCCACUACUUUCUUCUGACCUCCUUCACCUGGAUGGGGCUAGAAUCGGUCCAUAUGUACAUUGCUCUGGUCAAAGUCUUUAACACCUACAUCCGCCGGUACAUCCUGAAGUUCUGCAUCGUGGGGUGGGGCCUUCCUGCUGCGCUGGUUGGGAUCGUUGCUGUGGUGGACAAAGGCGCGUACAAAGCAGAAGAACACAAAGGAGGGUCAAAGUUCUGCUGGAUUACCAAUGAAACCGUCUUCUACACCACCUGCGUUGGUUACUUCUGCCUGGUGUUUCUGCUCAACCUGGCCAUGUUUGUCGUGGUGAUGCUGCAGAUCUGCGGACGCAAUGGCAAACGCAGCAACCGCACGCUGCGGGAAGAGGUUCUCCGAAACCUACGGAGCGCCAUCAGCCUCACCUUCCUGCUGGGAAUGACAUGGGGCUUUGCUUUCUUUGCCUGGGGACCGGUCAAGCUGACGUUCAUGUACCUCUUCUCCAUCUUCAACUCGCUGCAAGGCCUCUUCAUAUUUAUUUUCCACUGCGCCCUGAAAGAAAACGUGCAGAAGCAGUGGAGGAGAUACCUCUGCUGUGGCCGAUUCAAGCUGUCAGACAACUCAGACUGGAGUAAGACAGCUACCAACAACACCAAGAAGGUGAGCUCAGACAACCUGGGCAAGUCUCUGUCCUCCAGCUCCUUCGGCUCCACCACCGCCAACUGGACCUCCAAGGCUAAAGCGACGCUCAACCCAUUCAAACGACAUAGUAACACAGCUAAAUGCUACUCCAAACAGACCAAUCCAAAGUGCAUCUCCUCAUCCUGUUCCUCCUCAGAAGUGGAGCCCAACUCCUCUUCCUCCUCGUCCUCCAUCCUUCCUGUCAGCCAGAUGAUUGACAAGGUGAAAGGUUACUGUUCCACACACUCUGACAACUUCUGCAAGAACAUCAUCAUGCCUGACACCUGCACCCACUGCACCAGGUUUUAGAUUGCCCUCAGCACUUCUGCUGCCCCCCAUUAGAAUAUGUUCUUGACCUGCCCACAUUGUUCUAGAAACUUCAUAACAUCCUGUUCACAGCUUCACUGAAAGGCUUCUGUUAAAGGUUCAUACAUGAAGCACAGCACUGGAACAUGAGUCAUUAUUCUGUACAUGCCGCUGAACAUUAUUGAACCUGUGUUCUGGAAGUACUUCUAACAUUUCUGGAUUUCAGCCUUCAACCGUUCAGUCUGUUGGAUAUCUUCCUAAUGUUCCAGAACUUUGUGAGAGCCUUUUGCAAAAUUCGAUGUUUUGAAACGUAUCCAAGUAUUCUAAAGUUGUGUGACACCCUCAUUCCAAGAGAAAGGUUGUAGCGGCUGACUGAGUUGAAUUACAGAACAUGAUUAUAAACUCAAUGAAGCCUGAGUCAGUGCUCAGAGACUUUUGCACGUUCCAGAAAUCUCCAGCAUUCGACAUUCCCUGUGUUUCAAAAACUCUCAGAGCCUCAACGGUUUGAGAAGCUUUGAAUUGUAGAGCUCGUCCAAGCAGCACAGAGCUCUAAAAGCCUUAGUCAGAGAGUGUUUUUUUAUUUUUUUAUUCUUCUGAUAUUCAUUGAGAUAGCCCCGUAACACUGUACAAGCCCAACACCCACACAAACUGUUUAGAAGCGUUCUGUCUCAGCCUCAGAGAUGUCCCUGAAAACUUUGUUAAACCGUGUGUCAUCAUGUGAAUUGUUUGUUUUGCUGUAGGAGCACAUAGUUUUUUGUACAAUUAAUUCAACAAUCUGCAAAAAAUUGAUAUGUUUUCAUUUAAGUUAAAUUUACAAGGAGCAGGCCGGUUUGUCAGAGUGUACUCUAAUUUGAUUGGAUAUUUUUCCUCAGUACAGAGUAUGCAAUAACGUGAUUAAAUUCCUUUGUACAAAAGUCCUUGCUUUUCAAGAAAUAUGCUUUUUUAUGAAAUAUGCUUAAACGGCAGCCUGUGAACUCAUCAGAAUUAAGUUAAUCAACACAAAUUAUUCUGAAUAGGAAUGAUAAGAGAAGCUACAGGGUGGUCAGUGACGCUGAUGUGAUUCUACUGUAUCAUAUCAAAUUACCAGAAUUGGCCGACUUGGCUGCCAGACUGUAAGACGAAACUAGGAGCAAGGGGGAGUGAUCAGAGGGGUGAGGAAAGGAAAAAAAAAAUGAAAAAAGGACGUUAUUGAAGAAAAAAUAGACUCUUAGGUUUGGCAUCUUUUUAAUACUGUGAUGUUUAUUAAAACUGUCCAUUUGUGCACGUGUGUGUGGAGCCAUACCCUCUGUAAAUAUAGAUCUAUCUAUUCUAUGUGCCUUAUUUUUAUUGUGAAAAUCUGUCUGGAUGGUUGAUUUUAUUCGUGCCUUUGUAAGGUCCUCAGAGGGUCACUGCAACUGUACAUACUUUAUGCUUUAUAUACAUGCUUUAAGUUCUGAUGACCAAAAGGGCAGAAAUAGGAUGGACACACACAAAAAGAGAAUUGAACAGAAUAUAAUCUCCAGGCCGAUUGAUCAAGGUGUUUUCAAAUAUUCAUUUAACAUAUUUACAUUUAUUAAAAAUAUUAUUAUCAUGAACAAAACUUGGUAUGUCUAUUGAUGGAAUGCUUGAGUAUAUCAACACAUAUUUUGAUUUUCAGACUCCAUUUUUGAAAAUGUCGUGCUCAUAUAUAAUUAUUGUAAUAUUUCCCACAUGUUUGGUGGUUUAGUGGAUAAAAGAUAAAGUUAAGCCAGAAGCUGUUGAAGCUUUCUUGUGCAUGUCAGCCAGAGUUUAGCAAUCAUAGUGGUAAAUUCUUUACUAUUCAAAUUUGGAGAUUCGUUUUCUUACUCUUGUUCAAAUAUCUGCUCUUAUUCAGAAUUUUGUAAUAGUUUUUUAAGGUAAUGCAGCUGCUAAUAUGACAAUAUUAUAGCCUGAAGGACUUAUGGAUAAGUUUACCCAGAUCACAUAAAAAUGCUAAGUCUGCCCAUGUUGUGGUUUAGACAAUAAAACUCAGCAUCAGUGUGUCUUUUCAUAUUAGAUAUUCAAAUUACUACAAGUAUUUUGCAGACCUCCUUUUAGAAGGAACAUAUUUCUAAGGGAAACCUGAUGACAGCCAAGUCUGUAGGUUACUCAGCGGUCCUGGAAGUGCAAGAGGAAUUCCAUCCUAGUUCUUUCUUCUUCUUUCUUGACAAAUAUCUAAAGCAGAGGAGAUUUAAAUCUAUCAGCAUGAAAAACGAGAGGGAACAGGAGCAGUGACAGAGGAUAUUUUUGUUCUCGUAAUUUGGCUGAACUGAUCCAUGAAUUUAAUCAUCAGUAUCAUUUUUCUUCUUAAGAGAAUCAACCGAGUUAGCAAAAUAAUCUACACUUAUUUCUCAAAAUGUAAAAAAGUCAAUAUCAGUUUCAUAUUAAUGUUGUUUCAUCACCUUCUACACAGGUAAAGCAGCAUUUUUACAUAUGGUUUAAUUUGUAAGGCCAUGAAAGUCACCACUUCCUGCCCUUCCUUAGACUUUAGAUCCGGAUAAAAAUUCCUCUGUGUAAUAAAGAGAUAUAAAAUGAAACUCCAUGGCACACAUGCAGCCACCAUGCAGUGAUCAUUUAGUCUAUGAAGAACAUUUAGUCAUUAGCAAAGAUGUUCACGUUUCAUCAAGGCUGAACUAGUUUCCUCUCAGUAAAUCAAGUGUGAUAUUCAUUGCUUGACUGUGUUUGUAUCAUGGACAACAUCGUCAGUCUAGGUAUGCCAGACUGCAUUGAAAUUUAAACCUGGUUGCAGUUUAUACAAUAUUUUAUUAAAAUAAAAAUGUUGAAAUGUUGAAAAUGUAAUUCGUCAUUGCUGUUAGACCAAAAUUAUAACUGCGCUUUCAAAUCCGGUGGAUAAACUCGCUUUCAUUUUUAAUUCCUACCAAAUUGAAAAACAAUAAUUCCCAUGUUUUAAGGCCCCUGAGACCUAAACCAUCACAGGUGGUUAUCCUAACCCUGUUCCUUUAUUCCUAUUUUCUGGAAGCGGUGUAAAUAGCUUUUGAUGUUAGUUGGAAUCAUUAUUGUCUGGGAAGACAAUUUAAAAAGAACAGAAAUAAAAUAUUCUGCUUGGUGACUGGGUUGUGGCUGAUGAGAAGGUUAAUGACUUGCACAUAAAAUGUUAUCCAGUUUGCCACCAAACAAUCAAACGUAAUCUUUUUUCUUUAUUUUAUCAAUCAAAUCUAAUAGAAACAUACACUCUGCACAUUAGAUCGUGUGUUAAAUAUAUAUAUAUAUAUGAAGUAGUAGCAUUGUAUCAGUAUUUAAAGCUGUAAGAAGCUCAGUUAGUAGUUAGAUUGUCUGAAAAGUUCACUGUUACAUUUAGAAAAAUAUAACUUGUGUGUGAUAAAGAGAGACAUCGUAGUAGUAGACCUUUCUUUGACCCUGCAGCACUUUAACUCCCAUUUACACAAUUAGCACUGGAGCAUUCUUGGUGUUGCAAUCAGUCAAACAGUUUUAUGGUGGUCAUUUGUCACCACCAUAAAAUUUCAUGAAUUCUGUCAAAGUGGGGAAAAAGCACCUUCCUGUUCCAAUAGAAGCCUUUUUUUGGUAAAAAAACAAGUAUGUGUGCUACUCUGUUCCAUUGCUUUGAGCAGUCUUUAUUGUGUCGUAUACUAUUUAUUUUGUAAAUGACUGUAUGUCUUCCUGUGUCUGGUUAACCACAUAAUCAACUUACUGGGAGGGAAAACCAUAGAGGAUGAACAUAGGGACCUAUCUGAGGUCUUUUUUGGUAUUCAGACUCAUUGGACCUCCACUCAUCAACUGUUGGCUAACUGGACUUCCACUGCCUACAUGGAGCCAACAGCAUUCAACACUGCAGAAUGUAUUGUUGUAGUCACGUAUUGUACCCCUUAACCCCUGUUUCUUUUUUCUUUUGCCCAGAGUGGCAGAAGAAUGCACUCUUCAGCACUCAGAAACAAUUCCCUUGAGACUGUGAAAGAAGAGCCGAGGCCUUUUUGGCAGGUCCGUGCGGGGGCAUAGCUCAGUUAUCCCAUCAGUCACUGGACUGGCUUCAGCCUAAGGGUGGAAAAAACUAUUGUUGUACUUUUGCUCGCACCCAGCACAGAGCCAAAGAUGGUUAAAUAUAGAGCACUGAAUGACAAAAGAAGAUUAUUGCACCUGAAAUUAUUCAGGGGAUUUUAUUAAAAUAUCAAAUAACAUGUUAAUCCUACAGGACUGACAGUUUUUAUUGCAGAAUUGCCUUAAAAUGUUCAUAUCAAGCAUGACUGCCCAGAGAGGACAGCACACACACACACACACACACAUUGGGUUUUCAUAUCUUGUGGGGACAUCUAAUUAACAAUGCUUUCGCUAGCCCCUUACCCUAAACCUAACCAUAACUCAAUUGUAACCCUGGCACUAAAACCACAUUUUGAGUCUCAAAAAUGCCUUCAAAUUUGUGGGGUCCAGGAUUUUGGUCCCCACAAAGUUAUGAAUAUAUGCUGACACACACACUGAAAUUACCAGGUGUGCACACCUGAAUUUAUUUAUUCCAUUUUGAAGCUUUCUUUAAAUCAUCUGCAAAACAAAAGUCAUGCUUUGAUUAAGGUGCAGGGUGUUGAUUUACUUUAAUAUUUGCUAUUAUUUUUCUUUCUUAUAUUCAACAUAUCUUAUUCUAAAAAUAGCCAGACCUCUGUCUUCAUCUGGACUUGGCAGAAAGAAGCUUGCAGAUGUUUAAGUUUAGUUUGUGGGGAGCGCUCACUGUGGGUUUCAGUUCAAUUUAGGAACUUUUACUGAGAAAAUAUGAAAACAUUUCAACUAUGUUAUCUGAUCUGUGGACCAGAAGAAAAAUAGUGACUAUUGUUAGCCUUAUGCUUUAAAUUUAUAUUGCAAUCAUGUCCUGAAGUUUUUCUUGUUUUGUUUUUUAUUGCAUUUUUAUUAAGGAAGAUUUUCCUGACUGGGAACAAAGCUGAAUGUUUGUGUGGUAACAAAAUGAAAAAGUACACACAGAGUGUAAGGAGAGUGCUCAAUCCAGACAGGCUGAAAACAAAAGUCACGUGACAACAUCAGAUGAACCCAAACUCUGCCCAACGCCCGGAAAAGGCCAAUAAAGAGCCUUAAAGUUAACAUCACUUGUACUGGUUGGCUGAAGAGGCCAGAAUUCAUUUUAUGUUUCUAAUCGAGCAGAAAUUAAUUAUUUUAAUGAACUGCCAAUGCCCGCCUUGACUUUUUGAAGCCGUUUGUAGACGAGCUCUUUAAUCUGUCUGCUCUUGUGCAGAAUUCUUGUUCCCUAACAGCUCUCUGCCAGCUCAGCAUGCAGUAGCAUUAUAGUCACUGUUCAAUCAGAUAUCCAAACUCAGUAAACGUUACGAGUCCCGUUUCGUUUCCUCUGGGCUAACAGGUUAAGUCCACACACAUCUCUAUUUUCCUCUAACAUGACGUGUGUACAGUUGCAUUUAAUGUAAAUACUUCAUGACACCUGCACUAUGUUUAGUUGACGGAUAUUGUACCACGUGCGGAUGUUUCACCGAGGAUUGUAACUCAUCUUGGCUUUUGCUGUGUUUUAGCGUUUGUACUAUUUUUUCUAUGAUUCUGUGAACGCUUGUCCUCCCUUCACGGCUGUGUUAUUUUCUGGUUUUUCUGUGAGGUUAUUUUGUGCAAGCAUGCUUUAGUUUCAGCAUUAAAGGGAAUAAAGGUUUGACAUGAUCACA
This is a messenger RNA of Oreochromis niloticus (Nile tilapia), 10071 nucleotides long. It is a transcript of the gene adgrg6, whose product is annotated as adhesion G protein-coupled receptor G6. Gene Ontology annotation, biological process: myelination in peripheral nervous system; cell surface receptor signaling pathway; heart trabecula formation. The coding region runs from base 323 to 4432 and encodes 1369 amino acids. Gene Ontology annotation, cellular component: plasma membrane. The record is from RefSeq and is a predicted model, not a curated record. The transcript has 34 exons. Lineage: Eukaryota; Metazoa; Chordata; Actinopteri; Cichliformes; Cichlidae. Gene Ontology annotation, molecular function: G protein-coupled receptor activity; laminin binding.